Molecule: messenger RNA, 1545 nt
Organism: Trypanosoma rangeli
Lineage: Eukaryota; Euglenozoa; Kinetoplastea; Trypanosomatida; Trypanosomatidae
Product: putative sodium/sulfate symporter
Exons: 1
Coding region: 1-1545 (514 amino acids)
Biological process (GO): polyphosphate metabolic process; phosphate ion transport; monoatomic anion transmembrane transport
Cellular component (GO): membrane
Molecular function (GO): phosphate transmembrane transporter activity
Source: RefSeq, a predicted model, not a curated record
AUGCCCCGCUUGCGCUCUUUGAUGGUAGAUAUUGACACGGAUUAUGAACGUAAGUUUGGGGAUUCGCUGGAUCAGUAUAAAAAUGUGGUGAUGGAGCAGGCAUAUCACGCGAAGUGGAGAUAUGUGUUCCUGGCGGCCGCCUUGUUUUGUAUUCUUAUGUUUCUUCCAAUUCUAACGGAGCAUCCACCGGCACACAACUGCGUAGCACUCUUCGGCCUAAUUGUAUCCCUGUGGAUUACUGAGGCAAUUCCAUUUUUUUGUACGGCGAUGCUUAUUCCAAUUGUGGCCGUCCCUCUUCGUAUCAUUGCCGAUCCGCAGACGCACGAAGUUGCUACAUCUUCCGUGGCCUCUGUUAUCAUACUUGGGAAGGUCAUGGAUCAUGUUCAGAUUCUUGUACUUGGCGGCCUAACAAUUGGAAAGGCCUUGUCACGCACAAACCUGGAGGCCUACGCUGCGACAGCGCUUUUUCGCCUUACAGCUCAUCGGCCUACUCUUUACCUUUUGGGUGUAAUGCUGAUGAGUAGCGUUUUGUGUGCAUUCGUUUCAAAUGUUGCGGCUCCGUUACUUGUGUUGGGUGUCAUUCAGCAAACCUUAUGGGAAUUUCCUGAGGACACAGAGGCGCCUCACGGUAUUCUUCUUGGGUUGGCUUUUGCAUGCAACAUCGGUGGCAUGCUAUCUCCCAUUGCCUCACCACAAAAUGCAGUAGCGAUGUCUGUGUUACGUUUUCGUAAUGUGUCAUUUGCAGCGUGGGUUGCAGUUGCGCUUCCUAUAGUACUGUUUAGCAUUAUUGCAGCGUGGGCCAUUAUUCUUGUAGUGUGGAAGCCGUUUAAGGAUGUGAAGGGAAUUCCUCUGCAAGUAGUUAGUACGGAGCCGGGGAAAGACCCCAGCGUUGCAGAUCGUGUUUUAGUUGUGGUUGUAUCUCUGAUAACCAUCAUCCUCUGGGUUAUUUCACCUGAAGUUCUCUUUGGUGAUACGGGCGUGGUGGCAUUAAUCCCUAUUGUCGUUUUCUUUGGCACAGGCAUUCUUGCCAAAGAGGACUUCAACACACUGUCGUGGCACCUGAUGUUCCUCCUGGCUGGAGGCAACAUGUUGGGCCUCUGCGCACACGAUUCAAAGAUGCUGGAUAUUCUUGCCAACAACCUGCAUGAGACGCUGCACAGUCAGUCCCCUUAUUUGACGCUUGUGCUCAUCAUGGCUGUGGUGGCUCUUGUGACCACAUUUGUCUCGCACACCGUCACUGCCAUGAUAUUGCUGCCUAUCAUUGCCAAAAUAGGCUUCCUGCUCCCCACGCAAGAGGGCAUUUUUGCCGUUACUCCCGAGACUCUCGUUCUACUAAGUGCCUUGAUGUGUUCUGGUGCCAUGGCCUUCCCUAUUAGCUCCUUCCCGAACGUCAAUUCACUCCUCGCGGAAGAUUCGUCGGGUCGGCCGUACCUCAAAGCAAAAGAUUUCCUUUUCUGUGGCACCCUCAUUACACUUCUGUUCUUUUUCUGCCUUGUCACCUGGAUGGUCCCACUUGCCUACGCGGUGCUUGAAGGUCUACAGUAG